AUCCAUAGUAAAGCCCUGACUUCCCGAUAAGGCAGGGACAUCUUCUUUGUAGAGCUUUUAUAAAGUUAUUAGGAAUAACUCAACUCGGCCGUUGUGCGAGUCGAAUUUUUGAACACUGCUCCUCUCCAUCUGCAACUCCAAUCUAAAGUUAGUGGGCCUUGAGAUAAAUUAGAGCCAGUCCAACCUCCAUCUUUAGGGAGAGAGUAAAACGGCCUCCAAACUUGGCGGCAAGAGAGGUCAAGGCUUUGAACGGGUUCCCCUUGUUCUCCUCCUCUCUUCUUUCCACUUGUAAUACUUUUAUGCAUUCUUCUUUUUCCUGUUUUGUGGGUUGUUGAGAGAGAGAGGGAGAGAGAAUUAGAGAGAGGGAGAGAGAGAGAGAGAGGGGGGGGGGGGAAGAGAGAUGUCUAUGGUUAUGGGGGUGGUGUCUCGUCGCUCUGAGAAUGUUGUUGGGUUCGAUCCGGAAAUGGAAAAUGAGGAGGUCUCAGAGCAGAACGGCGAAGCAGGGCCUUCAGAGAAGCUUUCUCUCUCUAGGAAGUUUAGCCAGGCCUCUGUUUGCUCAACUGAAGGUGGGGAUGAUGAUGAUGAUGAUGAUGAUGAUGGGGAUGACGAUGACGAUGAUGCGUCCGGCCGAUCCAAGUCUGCAAAAGACCUUACCCUUGGCCCCCAAUUCACCCUCAAAGAACAAAUGGAGAAGGAUAAAGAAGAUGAGAGUUUGAGGAGAUGGAAGGAGCAGCUUCUUGGGAGUGUGGAUUUAUCUGCUGUGGGAGAAAAUCUAGAGCCGGAAGUGAAUAUCCUGAGCCUCACGAUCCUCUCGCCUGGUCGCCCUGACGUUCUUCUUCCCAUCCCCUUUGUUCCGAAUGCAAAAGGCUACGCCUUUGGUCUCAAGGAUGGCAGCAAAUACAGGCUCAAAUUCACAUUCCAGGUCUCUAACAAUAUCGUGUCUGGCCUCAAGUAUACCAACACUGUAUGGAAGACUGGUGUACGAGUUGAGAACACAAGAGUAAUGUUGGGGACGUUCAGUCCUCAGCCUGAGCCUUACAGUUCAGAAUUGGAGGAAGACACCACGCCCUCUGGGAUCUUCGCCAGAGGUUCUUAUUCUGCAAGAUCAAAGUUUGUGGACGAUGAUGGCAAGUGCUAUCUGGACCUGAGUUACAGUUUCGAGAUUCGAAAGGAUUGGCCAUCUUCUUGAAAGAAGGAACCACCAUGUUCCCAUCCAACACAUUUACUUUAAUUCUAACCAGUUGGGCUUGUUGGAAAAUUUCACCAAGAAACUCAAAAUAUUUUUUCUUUUUGUUUUGUUGGUUCUAAGAGGCUUCUCUUCUUUGUGUGAGGAGAUGAUCAUGUACCCUGUAAUCUUGAUUCCUGAUAAAUCACAUCUCCCAUUUCAUAUGUUUCCCA
Messenger RNA from Amborella trichopoda, 1398 nucleotides. Its product is annotated as rho GDP-dissociation inhibitor 1. Gene Ontology annotation, cellular component: cytosol; cytoplasm; membrane. The record is from RefSeq and is a predicted model, not a curated record. Gene Ontology annotation, biological process: Rho protein signal transduction. Gene Ontology annotation, molecular function: protein binding; Rho GDP-dissociation inhibitor activity. NCBI's taxonomy places the organism in Eukaryota, Viridiplantae, Streptophyta, Magnoliopsida, Amborellales, Amborellaceae.